Molecule: messenger RNA, 1722 nt
Organism: Rhizoctonia solani
Lineage: Eukaryota; Fungi; Basidiomycota; Agaricomycetes; Cantharellales; Ceratobasidiaceae
Product: cytochrome P450 family protein
Exons: 10
Coding region: 1-1722 (573 amino acids)
Molecular function (GO): oxidoreductase activity, acting on paired donors, with incorporation or reduction of molecular oxygen; iron ion binding; monooxygenase activity
Source: RefSeq, a predicted model, not a curated record
AUGACGCUUCGCAUUGACCAUGGGUUAUACCCGCGAGUCGCCAAUUUCCAGUAUGUGCAGUAUAUAAAGGAUACUGGAAGGACUUAUCCCCUACACCAACCGAUCCCUACAAGCAUGUCCAGCUUUGACAAUAUUGUCGCGUUUCUAUCUUCUCAUGAAUACGAGACGAGUUCUGCUCUCUUGUAUUCCCCAUUGCUUCUUGUCGGUCUUGCUGGUGCUGCCGGGGCUUACCGUAAAGUCCAUACUAAUCGGGUAGACUCCUCGUCCAUCCCUCCAUCUCCGCCCAAACACUGGCUCUGGGGCAACAAAGAGAUUAUGGGGAAGCCGUAUCGACACGUCCUCCUUGGAACUAAAUACAAACAUGAGCUUGGUGAUAUCAUUAGUACUACAACAUUAACGAACACUACUAUCUAUCUCAACACUAUAGAACUGGCAACGGAAUUUCUUGAAAAGCAUACAUCAGUGACUUCCGAUCGUCCACGCGAUGUUAUGAGCCAGGAUAUCUUGGGAUGGGCCACUUCUGCAGCUUUCCGCAACCACGAUGAGACGCAUAAAAAAAUGCGUCGAGUACUGGCCUCUGCGCUCCAUCCAACAGCUGCUCGUUCAUACGGACCACAACAUGUUGAGACAACUCUCGAUCUUCUUCGUGAAGUCGCUUCCGACCCGACUUUGUUUAUGGAAUCAACCAAUAAUGCUGUCGCAACUUUCGCAAUUAGACUUGCGUAUGGGUAUACUCCCAAGGCACAAAAAGAUCCAAUACUUCCUUUGGCUCAAGAGUCCAUCCGUUACCUUGGAAUUUCAGUCAGUAACUAUUGGCUGGUCAACGACUUCCCCCUGUUGAAACACAUACCAAGUUGGCUCCCGGGGGCAGAGUUCCAGAGAAUUGGCGAGAAAGGGUACAGAUUGCGCAAAAGCUACGCAGAUACCAUGUUCAAUGUGGUACAAGAGCAAGUUGUUCAGGGGCGUGUAGAGCAACCGUCGUAUGUUUCUGGCCUACUUGAAUCGAAAGGUGGCGCGAAUGCAAACGAUGAUGAUAUCUACCUUAUUAAAUAUACGGGAGCAUCGAUUUUCUCAGCUGGAGCGUCGACAACUGCAGCCGUCGUCAAAUCAUUCUUUCUGAUGGCAUGUCUAUAUCCAGAGGCUGUAAAGCGGGCACAAGCAGAGAUCGAUUCAGUAGUUGGGAGAGAGAGAAUCCCGGGACUACCCGAUAGGUCGGAUCUUCCCUAUACCGAGGCACUUGUGCAAGAGGUUAUGAGAAUGUGCCCCCCUGCUCCAUUGGGUUUGUCCCACCUGGUUACUGAAGAGUUCGAAUUCCAUGGCUACCGAAUCCCAAAAGGCGCAUCCGUAAAUGGAAACAUUUGGGCAAUGCUUCGCGAUCCAAACCAUUUUGUUUCCCCGCAUACAUUCGACCCGGCUCGCUUCAUGGGUCCUAACCCGGAGCCUGACCCCCGGAAAUAUAUAUUUGGGUUCGGUCGUCGAGUCUGCCCCGGUCUGCAUGUUGCCAAUAACAGUUCGUGGGUGAUGUGCGCCGGGUUAUUAUCCGUGUUCAACUUCCAGCCGGGACCACAAUUAGCAGCUAAGGUUGCAAGCCUAGGCGGAAGGGAGUCCGAGAAAUUGUAUGAGUUGACCGAGCCGUAUGGACCUGGCGACCCACUACCGUUUGAUUGCGAGCUGAAGCCCCGAGAUGCAGCGGCAAUAUCCUUAUUGGAAAAUUCCGACUGA